Messenger RNA from Mesorhabditis belari, 780 nucleotides. The record is from the annotation of a GenBank genome assembly. Lineage: Eukaryota; Metazoa; Nematoda; Chromadorea; Rhabditida; Rhabditidae.
AUGUCCACCGAUGAGGUCGACAAGCGCGUCAACAUCGCUCACAUCGAGGGGAAAUUCUUCGUGCACGAGACGAAAGAAUUGGACAAACUGAAGAACCUCCGAAUUGUGCCUAUGGAUUUCAACCGAGGAUCGAGUAUUUCGCUUUUCACUCUCUAUGGCUUACUCCCGGAAAUAGUGCACGCCUUGUACGAGUUGAACUUGGUCAAUUUCGUUUCACCCGAGGAAUCGCCGAGCAAAUUGGAUGUUUUACUGGGCUAUCAAGGAGAAAAUCUACCUACCACUUCUCAAACGGAAGAUACAACCGCUUUGGAAGCGAAUAAUCCACUUUCGAAAUGUGAUGAAACAAUUUCAACCUCAAAUUUUCAACCAACAAUUCAACCUCAAACCGUCGAAUUUUUUCCCGAUUCAGCCGGUUUCUAUGCUCGUUCCAAAAUUUUCCGCGAUCUCUGGAUAAAUGGAUAUUACGUGACGUGUGGCCAAAAAUUCGGUUGUCAUUACUUGGCUUACGAAGAAUCACCGGAUUCUGUGCAUUCUUCAUACAUGGUUUGGUGUUUGGACAAUUCAAGAAACGCGGACUUUCUCUCGCAUCUCCCCGUCCUUCAACGAGUGGCCACGCAAACGUGCAAGAAAAUUUUGCUGGCUACAACAAAUCCUGACGCCGAUGUGCCUCACUAUUCCUUGAUUGAAAGAUUCACUGGACUUGACCGCUUAAAGAGAGUUGACCUUGAAGAAUCGUCUGACUUCAAAAAAAGGCCAAGCACAAAUUUUGGUGUCAUUCUC